Molecule: messenger RNA, 2358 nt
Organism: Vitrella brassicaformis
Lineage: Eukaryota; Vitrellaceae
Source: the annotation of a GenBank genome assembly
GGCUCUUGUGAAUACAUACACAUCUUGAUAUACAUGGUAUCUCAUGUGGGGCGGGGUUGGAAUGCCCAGUCGAUGCAAUGUACCCAAUGUACGGAUCUAUGCAUGUAUGUAUGUAUCUAUGUAUGUGUUUAUGUACGUAUGUGCAUGCACAUCUGUGAUGGAUGGACGGAUGGAUGCCGGAGCAAGAGCCAGCCAGAAGAGAGCAGCUUAAUUAGCUAGGUCUAUCGACGGGGGCGAUGAUGCCUCUUUGUGUGAAGAUGGACAUGAGUCGACUAAGCUUCUCUUCCGCGGCUCUCGUCAGUACAAAUGCCUCCUCACUCUCCAUGCCACCUGACGUGACACAGACACAGACACAGACACAGACACGUAUAUGAAUAAUGAGACACACGUCUACCCAUGUGUUGUGCACUGAAUGUCCGUGAGAGAGGUGACUGACCUUGCAGCGCCCAGUCAGAGAUGCGUUGGGUCUGAGGGUCGACACGAAUCAUGUCCCAGUAUGCCUGGGCGGGCCUCUCACAGGGGGCGUCGGGCCUGUCGUCGUCUCGGCCGGCCAGAAUGGCACGUACUGCACCAAGUGACGCCUGUCUGCUGCACAUUGCUGGCGGCGCGGCGCCCUGAUCACUCGAAAAGAAAGGCCUGCACGACACGAUAGAUAUGAACACGAUCGAUGGACGCACAGAUUGACGCAUCCGAUGGCCGGACGGCGCCGGCCGACCUGUGUUCUCUCUUCCACAGAUGGCUGACGACCGACUGCAGCAAAUCCGUAGGAUGGAAGUACAUUCACUGACUACACUGGUGGAUCGUCUAUUCACCUGCCUGUCUGUAUGUGCGUCCGCUCGUUCCAUCCGUACGUACCUUUGUUGGGCAGUAGAAGUCCCAUCCGUGCCGGAAGAGCAGAAGCGUCAUGACCUACAAGAAGGUGGGCACCCCACCACGAAUGCGGUGCCUGCACUGCACAAGAAGCCCCGCUUCUGCACCGCUGGCACUGACCUGUUCCUCGCCGAAGAAGAUGUCCGGCAGGGGGACGUAGGGCACCUCACGCAACACGUCCGAACGACCGAACCAAAACCCUUCACAACACCAACACCACAGAGAGAGAGAGAGAGAGAAUAGAGAGAGAGAGACCUCACAGCAUUACCUCGCGGCAUUUCCCGUGUGGUGGCUGACCUGCUGCCCAGAAGAGCGAGGGGCAAGGGGAAGGCAGAUGUGAAGUCAGCAUCCGACUGCAAUGCGCAUCAACAUGCCUCACGCAUGGCAAGGGAGCUGUCUCUCUGCAUCAGACAGGCAUCCCACCCACCCACCCACCCUUUGGUGCGGAGCAGGCCGUUCUCAUCAAAGUGCGAGGCGCACAGCAGCACGGGACGAGUCUCAUCACUGACAUAAUCCCAGCCGACCCCAUGUGGAUAGGCGGGCGGGUAACUCGUCAAGAUUGGCUUGGACGAGGGACACCGGCCAAGGUCCUACACACCAUACACACAGAUCAUCCAACUAACACCCACUCAAUGAAUGAAUGCAUCUCAUCUAGCCCAGUCACUUAACCCGCCUGUGUCGUUAGUUAUUGAUUGAUUCACUGACCCACCUCACCUCCAGCAGGAGGGUGUCCCAUUUUGGACGAAACCUGAGGGAGUGAGAACCAGGACAGACCCCCACACAGUGUCUGUAUGCAGACAGACGUCCUGGCGUCGUGGCUGCCUGUCUUCCUUCCUACGUGCGUACCUCAUGUGGCUGUCUAUCGCCAGAAGGUACGGCUCGCCCUCCCACAGGAGCUGCGCCAAGUGUCGCGCCCAUGCCGGACCCCUCGCAGCCCCCUUGUCCAGCACCAGCACCUUCAGAUACCCGCACUCAAAGCGGAAAAGGGGAUGAGGUGCACGAGCACGUGGGCGGCAGGCUGCAGGCCCAUGCUGAGGGUCAUCUUGCACUGUCGAUGACCCACCAGAAGCUCUGUCGUCCUGACGUCCUGGCCCAGCCGUGCGGUGGCUUGGCCUAUGAGAUCCUAGCCACUUGGCCCUGAGUGCAGGAUUGAAGGUAAAGGAUGUGAUAAGAUCGUCAGCCGCAGUCUUGUCUUUGUUUCGCAAGUCGCCUGCACGCGGACGAAGGGAGGGAGAGGCGGCAUGAUAUGAUACGAGUGAGUGCACCUUGCCAGACGCAUCCAAAGGAGAUCUCGCGCGGGGCAUCUGCUUGGUGGAUGGCAGACUGAAAGAAACGCCACACACAUACACAUCACACAACCAACGAGAGGGAGCAUCUGUGAGAGGAGGCAGGAUCUUCCCACACGAUUCAUGCACACCUGUAUUGUCAAGGGAAGCUCGUCGUCGCGGUAAGACGGGAUGAGUACGAGGAUCUUGCGCAUCGCGCUCG